This is a messenger RNA of Rana temporaria (common frog), 1038 nucleotides long. RefSeq lists its product as uncharacterized. The transcript is spliced from 8 exons. Bases 1 to 1038 code for a protein of 345 amino acids. The record is from RefSeq and is a predicted model, not a curated record. Lineage: Eukaryota; Metazoa; Chordata; Amphibia; Anura; Ranidae.
AUGUAUGUUACUGGCUGGAACACCAGAAUAAUAGAAAAAGAGGCAAGAGAGAAGUAUGGCAAAAUACUGGAACACAAACGUGCAGAGUUGAAGCUCCGGAGUGCAACACGAUCUCCAAUUUCAGGUCUUAUUGAAAAUGCUGUGGUUGAAAAGUACGGAAGUACCCCAUCUAUGUAUCAGUUUACAACACAGGAACAAAUGAUUCAUGAGGCCAGCAAGUCUUUAAACGUACUUUAUGUUUACAAUGGCACAUAUGAGCCAUACCUCAUCCAUUGGCUUUUCCCACUCCAGGUUGCAUUCCGGCAAACAUCACCUACAGCAGAGCAUCCUUAUGAAUUAUUCAUGUAUCUACAUCUUCUGAUUAAAAACCUAUUCCCUUCAUGGCUGGAAAUAUUUGCAAUGGCUGAACGGGUUAUGGACACACUGCAAACUGAGGAUAUAGAACUGUUUACUCACCUUCAACGCAGUUUUCAAAGAGAUGUAACUUUCAACUCAAAAGAUUUUUUGGCAGACUUAAUAGCUCAUGAAAGGGAAGAAGCUAUGAAACGUUAUGCAGCUGGACACAAACUGGACAACAAAGACAAUCAAGGAGAGCUUUUGGCAAAUCCAGUCCUCAUACUCAGAAAAUGGAUGGGUGAGGGUUUUGUAAAUUUCCUGGAUCUACCAGCAGUGUUGCUUAUUUGGGAUCAGCUAUUCAUGCAGGACUGGAAUCGGAAAGUGAUGGAAGACUUCUGCCUAGCAUUACUUAUGUUACUGAGAGACUCAAUCUUGACUGCUAACAAUUAUCCUGCAAUCAGACAGGUAUUGUUGAAUGAUGGAUAUCACUUAUUUACAGCUGACAUACAGCGAGCUUGGGUCCACUUACAACAAGGAGGACUGCUUGUAGAUAUUCCUAGAAUGAAUCGAUUAAAUAUUAGACCUCUGAGGUAUGGACUUCAGUAUCACCUCCCAGGGUCCCAAGUGACCAAAGAGAAGAAGGCCAACGUGAGCAGUCUACAACUCUCAGUGGAUAUAAUCAUAGCUAUGUGGCAAAGGUGA